Molecule: messenger RNA, 5339 nt
Organism: Schistocerca cancellata (South American locust)
Lineage: Eukaryota; Metazoa; Arthropoda; Insecta; Orthoptera; Acrididae
Exons: 9
Coding region: 8-2722 (904 amino acids)
Molecular function (GO): protein binding
Source: RefSeq, a predicted model, not a curated record
GUCGGCGAUGGCGGCCACCGUCUCCAGCGCUCGACACCCGCUCUCGCAGCUGGGGCUACCGCUGCCCGUCGCCUCCACCGUCCUGUUCGUCCUCGUUGCCCUCUCCGUACUGACUUUCAGUGAAGCAGCAACGGUCGGUUGCCGGCACGAGGGCGUCACGGUACCGGAGGGCGGUGUGGUGGCGACCGCGGAGCCGUGCCUAUCGUGCCGCUGCUCCUCGGGGUCGCUGCAGUGCCGCCUGCAAGUGUGCCCCCGUAUGCCACAGCCGCAGCAGCUGCCGCCGGGCUGUCGCCUGCAGCUUCAACCGGGGAAAUGCUGUCCGCAGCUCGUUUGCGGUUGCACUGUGGGUGGUCAACAGUACACAGAGGGAGUCCGUAUUGAAGUGGACAGAGCACAGUGUAAGCAAUGUUACUGUAUACGAGGACGAGUGCAAUGCACGACACUGAAGUGUUCUCCACCAAUACAUGGAUGUACUCCAGUAAUCUCUAACAUCACCUGCUGCCCUACAAGAUAUGAGUGCAAUAGACAUGAUGAGGAAAGGGCAACAGGUACUACAAGAGCAUCAUCAAUUGAGGGUACAAUCUCUUCAGUGGGAAAAAAGAAAAAUAAGAUAUUUGAAAGAGUGCCACUGCAAAACUAUAGCACAACUACUAACAAUGCUAAUCGAUCUCCAGGUACACAAGAACGAAUUCAUCGUGAGAUGGGGCCUAUUGACAUGGAAAAUAAAACUGUAUCCAAUAAUGGGACACAAAAUUCUACAGCAAAUAACACGACCACAGAAGAAGUGGAAACAACUACAAGUGACAUUCAGAAUGCAACUACACUCAAUUUCACUUCAGAGGAAAAUGUAACACCUACGAUCAUGACAGAAACAAUUCCAGCUUUUAUUGAGCCUGAAAACACAACAGAGAAUCUAAUACAAAAUGAGACAACUGUAGCAAACAUCAUCACUGCAAUGGAAAGAAUUGAUAAUCUAAGCCCUGAAGACAAUAAAACUGAAAAUGUUACCAGUAAUGAAAUUACAACUGAAGUUACAGAUGAUAUAAUAACCUUGCAAACUGAAUCUACUUUUAUGACAAUCAUACCUACAACAAUCAUAAUGCCAGAAGAACUUGAUACUGUAAAUGUGACAGUUCACACUAAUGUCAGUAUUUCUGAGCCUGGGACUAACAACACAUCACUAUUAAACAACUCAGCUCCAUCAGAAAGGGUUAUACCACCAGAGAUUGAAGCAAUAAUCAACAUAACACAAAAGAAGGAUCCAGAUUAUGAUGAAUAUGACUACAAUGUACCUUCACUUCCGCCAUCACUACCUGGUGUCAGAAUUAUACCUUUUGUGGCAGCAGAUGCAGUUUUGGAGAACAAAGGUAGCCCUACAGUGUACCCAAAGCCAGGGAAACAAAGGCCUACUGACAAUCCAGUUUUCUACAAAGUUUCUCAUCCCAAUCUGUUCUCUCCGCCAAUAGAAACAGAAGGAGGAUUUGUACCUCAAGUGUCAAAUCUUGAUGGACCCUUCUACGAAUCUAAAUAUGACAUCCCGUAUCAUACUACAGGUAUCAACAUUCCUGAAAGUCACAUCCAGUUGGAUAUAACUACUGGAACAAUAAUUCCGCCAUCCAUUACAAUACUACCGAAACCUGAAAAUGAAAGAUGUCUCUCAGAUGGCCAUGAGUAUCGGCAUGGAGCAGUGGUACCCGGUGGAACUAGGUGCUCUACGUGUGCGUGUUACUUUGGCGAAAUUCUUUGCCAGUUAUCACCAGCAGCAGCAUGCCCUCCUCCUCCACCAGGCUGCCGUACUACACCAACAGCAACUCAUCUUGAUCUUAAUACAUGUUGCCCUAGGGUACUUUGUGGUGAUAUGAGUUCGCCAACAACAGCUGUAGACAUACCACAGCUACCUGCACCCCCCAUAAAACCAAAUAUCAUACCAGGAGUGACACGGAAGCCUGUAACUGUGGCAUCUGGUGUUGUGACACCUGACCCAUUUCGUGAUGUUAUUCGUACAGAACCAGCACCUGAUCUCCCGGCUCUCAUUGGUGAUAUGAUGUUACUUGACCUACGCACCUCUACAACUCCAAUGCCAAUUAUUACCAGUGAGACUCCUGCAACUGAUAAAUCAUCAGAACAGCAUGAAACAUCAAGUCCAAGAAGUAACAUCACUCUUGAAAAAUUACCUUUUCUAUUAACAGGUCCUGGUCCAGUUAAUGAUAGCUCGAAAAAUGAAACAGAAAUGAAAGAUGAAGAUGAUUCAGCUCAUUUAUUUGAUAGUGUUUUGCAGUUUCUCUUCCCUGUUGAUUCACCUAAUGUUUCAACAAAGAUGUCUCCAAACAUGUUUAACGCUUCAAAGCCUCCAUCACUGAUUACAAUAAGUAAAAACCACAGUAAUAUAAAUACUAUGAAUUUAAAUAAUUUGCAUAAUGUCAGUGACUCAUCAGAAAUGUCAGCUGUUUUCAUUACUGAUUCUAGUACCCACAAAAGAGAAAAAAAUGAAAAUGAUAAAGACAUGUUAACAACAUUGCCAAAUGGAUCACUAACAACUACUGACCAGCCACAAAUACUGUCUGCAGACCCAGGUGCUGCCUCAGGUUUGCUGAAACUGGCUGGGUGCAAUAUCUAUGGACGCAUGUAUCGUGUUGGUCGUAUUAUUUCUGAACUCUCAGGUCCAUGUCUGGAGUGCAUGUGCACUGAAGUAGGGGUUCAAUGCAGACCACUUGACUGCUGACAUAACGUCUUUCUUUAGUGUCAGUGCAAAGCAGCAUAAGACUUAUGACAGCAGGUGCACAAGGACUACACAUUAUAAUGUUCACUCAGAUGGGCUCACUAUUGUGUGUUACUGUGCACAUGGUUUUGAAUAUUUUAUCUGUAAAUUUAGUAUAAGAGUUUCAUGUAGAUAAACAAAUACUUCUGAGGAGAGAGAUUCCAGAAUUGCAAAUAAAUUAUAGUUGCGUUACAUAUCUGCAGAAGUUCCAUUUUUUUUACUUGCUUAGAAAUUUCUUACAUUAUAGCAUCUUAUAUUAAUAUAGCAUAAUAUGUGUUACAAAAACAUUGAAAGGUAACACAUUUGCUCACAUCUGCAACUUUUUUAAAAUGUCAUUAAGGCUCUAGCAUUCAUAACAUAUUUGUGGCAAAAUAAAAGUAUUAACAACACUUUUACAAUAUUUAGUACUUUUUAAGUAAUCUGUAUUUGAGCCUAAAGUAUGGAAAAUCAUCAAAUCUUGAUUUGAUUUUGGGAUAAGUGAGUCCACUGAGAACAUUUUUGUAGUCAUGUCAUAUAAUGACAUACGCUAAUUUAUUUUUUAAUAUAUGUGCAUUCACAGUCCUGCAUUUCAUUCAAGAAAGAGCUUUUAUUUUUGUUGCAUUUUAGCAUUUUAGUGAAAAUUUGUUAGAUAAAAGUCUGCAGAUUUCGUCUGGCCUAGUAUUUACAAACAGUUAAAAGAGCAUUUCACUUUGUAAAGAAGCCCAUUCAGCAAGGGAAAGAAAUGCAUCUUUUUAUGUGAAUAUACAUGCACCUCAUAUUUUCCACCAUUGACAGGCCUCACCCACCGAAUUUACUUGUGUGCAGGAAAUGUGAUUACAGUAUUACCUCAGUCCAGUUAUAUCUAUUUGAGAUAAAAAAAUCUUGUCACUAACCAUAAUAACACCAUCAGUUCUUGCCACAGCAUUCUUGUCAUUCCUUCAUACCAUGAAAAUUGUGUAAUCUGUUUAGUAAAGUACUAUAUCACACAUGUACAAAUAACAAAAAGACCUUCUUUCAUCAAGACUGUAACAUUUUUAUGAUACUGUGUUUAAACUUUUAUUUAAAUUAUAAUAUGUAGAUAUUAAGUUCUUCCAGUCUUUUGAGAAUGUGUCCACUUUGCUUUGUUAUAAAAGGAACUGAGAUGUUCAAACCAAUUCAAAAUUCUUUAUGUAAUCUUUAAAUAUAGUAAGGAAAGUUCUGGCAAAAUGUAAAUACUUUAGGAAUAAAGGAGACCACUCACCAAAUACCAUAAGAUUGAGUCAUCAACAAAAACACACCAAAGAGGAAGAAUACUUGCUAGCAUUUGGAAAAAAUCCUUUGUUGAGUUAGAGUACAACACACACACACACACACACACACACACACACACACACACACACACCAGUACUCUAUGUUGUUCUGGCUGGACAGUGCUAUUCAAUGAGUGGACUCCUUUACUCCUAAAGUAUUUACUUAAUCUGUAAUAUUUAUGGAAUUAUAAUUUAAUUUUUUCAAGAUCACUGGAACUGAAUGUAGCUUUAUAUUCCCCUUUUAGCUUAACUAAGCAACACAUUUGUUCAAAAUGUUCUCUUGGUGACAUUUAGCUUCUUAUAAUUUUUAAAAUAAAAUGUGUUGGCAAUGAAUAACAUUAUGGCUUGGUUAUUUAUUUGCAUGAGUAUUGUAAAGUAAUUUAGACUCAAUGUGAUAAUAUUAUUAUUAUUUAGGUUUCUAAAGUAGAAUAUCAGAAUAUGCAUUUCAUAGAGCACUGUGGACAUAUUUUGCUGUAAUAUUUAAAUAUCCAAAGUGUUACUUAGUGAUAGACUUAUAUUUAUCAUGAAGAGGUGAUAAAAGGUGCCAAACAGAGGCUUUAAUUAAUUAUACAGAAUAAAUGGAGAACUCUCAAAGGAAGUUCUUGGUUUUGUGUUUCCAUGUUGUCUUGUUGAUUUUUGUUACAUUAUUUUGUAAUGCUUUUUGGUGUGUGUGUAGACUUAUUAAAUAGUAAACAUUGCAAGUAGUUAGUUCUUAAAGUGAGUGCUGUGACAGGUUAGGCACUUUAGUAAAAUAAAGCAAUAGUUUAUGGAGAAAUGUCAUUCAUUGGUGCAAAUUAACAUUUGCAACUCUGACCAUCAUAAUUAUUAGUUCUGUAAGACACUCCAUAAUAAAAGAAGAAGAAGAAAAAGCUUUUAAAAGUAAUAUGCGCACGUGAGAUUAAUUUCAUAAUAGUGUAUUCUUAAUGUAUUUAUGUUAUUUUGGAUGAUGAUUGUUCAAAUUAUAACAAAAAAAUAAACGGAGUGAAAAAACUGAUAGUAACAAAAAUGAGUCCUAAACAUUUACUUUUCAUAUACCUAACUCUUAAUGCAUGCUCAGGUCCUUGUCUGAUAGUGUUAUUACAUAAUGUUUUAUGGUGUGCUCUUACUUUCCAUUCAACAAGUCUUUAAUUUGCUGUUAUUUUUUGUUGUUUUUUGUAACAUACCAUAACUAAAGGAUCACAUUGAAGCAAACUCUUUGCUGCCUGUGAAGUGACUGCCGUUUCCUUCUUUUAGAAAUAUACUGAAGUUUAUGAGAGUAGAAAUAACUAUAGUACCUAAGAAACAAUCAGUAUCACUGUUACUACAAGAAUCCA